Pipistrellus nathusii (Nathusius's pipistrelle) is the source of this 2259-nucleotide messenger RNA. The record is from the annotation of a GenBank genome assembly. Lineage: Eukaryota; Metazoa; Chordata; Mammalia; Chiroptera; Vespertilionidae.
AUGUCUUCGCGGACGGCGCUGGCCCCGGGCAACGAUCGGAACUCGGACACGCAUGGCACUUUGGGCAGUAGCCGCUCCUCGGACAAGGGGCCGUCCUGGUCCAGCCGGUCCCUGGGUGCCCGCUGCCGGAACUCCAUCGCCUCCUGCCCCGAGGAGCAGCCCCACGUGGGCAACUACCGCCUGCUGAGGACCAUCGGGAAGGGCAACUUUGCCAAAGUCAAGCUGGCCCGGCACAUCCUCACGGGCCGGGAGGUUGCCAUCAAAAUCAUCGACAAAACCCAGCUGAACCCCAGUAGCCUGCAGAAGCUGUUCCGAGAAGUUCGCAUCAUGAAGGGCCUAAACCACCCCAACAUCGUGAAGCUCUUCGAGGUGAUCGAGACUGAGAAGACGCUAUACCUGGUGAUGGAAUAUGCAAGUGCUGGAGAAGUAUUUGACUACCUCGUGUCACACGGCCGCAUGAAGGAGAAGGAAGCUCGAGCCAAGUUCCGCCAGAUUGUAUCGGCUGUGCACUACUGUCACCAGAAAAACAUUGUACACAGGGACCUGAAGGCCGAGAACCUCCUGCUGGACGCCGAGGCCAACAUCAAGAUCGCCGACUUCGGCUUCAGCAACGAGUUCACGCUGGGCUCGAAGCUGGACACGUUCUGCGGGAGCCCCCCGUACGCCGCCCCGGAGCUGUUCCAGGGCAAGAAGUACGACGGGCCGGAGGUGGACAUCUGGAGCCUGGGCGUCAUCCUGUACACCCUCGUCAGCGGCUCCCUGCCCUUCGACGGGCACAACCUCAAGGAGCUGCGGGAGCGCGUCCUCAGGGGGAAGUACCGGGUCCCGUUCUACAUGUCCACGGACUGUGAGAGCAUCCUGCGGAGGUUCUUGGUGCUGAACCCGGCCAAACGCUGUACUCUGGAGCAAAUCAUGAAAGACAAAUGGAUCAACAUCGGCUAUGAGGGCGAGGAGCUGAAGCCAUACACGGAGCCGGAGGAGGACUUUGGGGACACCAAGCGGAUCGAGGUGAUGGUGGGGAUGGGCUACACUCGGGAAGAAAUCAAAGAGGCCUUGACCAGCCAGAAGUACAACGAAGUGACCGCCACCUACCUCCUGCUGGGCAGGAAGACCGAGGAGGGUGGGGACCGGGGCGCUCCAGCACUGGCCCUGGCGAGGGUGCGGGCUCCCAGCGACACCACCAAUGGGACAAGCUCCGGCAAAGGCACCAGCCACAGCAAAGGGCAGCGGAGCUCCUCGUCCACCUAUCACCGCCAGCGCCGGCACAGCGACUUCUGCGGCCCGUCCCCCGCACCCCUGCACCCCAAGCGCAGCCCCACCAGCACGGGGGAGGCGGAGCUGAAGGAGGAGCGCCUGCCCAGCAGGAAGGCGAGCUGCAGCGCUGCGGGCAGCGGGAGCCGGGGGCUGCCCCCGUCCAGCCCGAUGGUCAGCAGCGCCCACAACCCCAACAAGGCCGAGAUCCCGGAGCGGCGGAAGGACAGCGCCAGCACCCCGAACAACCUCCCCCCCAGCAUGAUGACGCGCAGGAACACCUACGUCUGCACGGAACGCCCAGGGGCUGAGCGCCCAUCCCUCUUGCCAAAUGGCAAAGAAAACAGCUCGGGUACCCCACGGGUGCCCCCCGCCUCCCCUUCCAGUCACAGCCUGGCUCCCCCGUCCGGGGAGCGGAGCCGCCUGGCGCGGGGCUCCACGAUCCGUAGCACCUUCCACGGGGGCCAGGUCCGGGACCGGCGGGCAGGGAGCGGGGGAGGCGGGGGCGUGCAGAACGGGCCCCCGGCCUCUCCCACGCUGGCCCACGAGGCCACACCCCUGCCCGCCGGGCGGCCCCGCCCCACCACCAACCUCUUUACCAAGCUGACCUCCAAACUGACCCGAAGGGUCUCAGACGAACCUGAGAGAAUCGGGGGACCUGAGGUCACAAGUUGCCAUCUACCUUGGGAUCAAGCGGAAACCGCCCCCCGGCUGCUCCGAUUCCCCUGGAGUGUGAAGCUGACCAGCUCGCGCCCGCCCGAGGCCCUGAUGGCAGCCCUGCGCCAGGCCACCGCGGCCGCCCGCUGCCGCUGCCGCCAGCCGCAGCCGUUCCUGCUGGCCUGCCUGCACGGGGGUGCGGGCGGGCCCGAGCCCCUGUCCCACUUCGAAGUGGAGGUCUGCCAGCUGCCCCGGCCGGGCCUGCGGGGCGUUCUCUUCCGGCGCGUGGCGGGCACCGCCCUGGCCUUCCGCACCCUCGUCACCCGCAUCUCCAACGACCUCGAGCUCUGA